AUGAAACUGUCAUCACUCUCAGUAAUGCUCAGUGGGGCACGAUACCUACCUGGAUCGCAAGGUUCUCUUUUCCAAACAGCACAAGGCAUCGGCCACGAAUUCAACUCGGAACGCAAAUGGCCAUGCAAUCUGGGUGCCUGGAAAUACGGGGCGCUCCUUCCCUUCCGAACCUCGAAGCUUCCCGAUCUUCCUGAUUCAUCCACGUCUCCGACUUCUUCCUCAUCCCCUCUGUUCCCAACCGCCAAAGAAUCAAAUUAG
Plenodomus lingam JN3 is the source of this 258-nucleotide messenger RNA. The record is from RefSeq and is a predicted model, not a curated record. NCBI's taxonomy places the organism in Eukaryota, Fungi, Ascomycota, Dothideomycetes, Pleosporales, Leptosphaeriaceae.